GCAGCCGCAGCGAGGACUAUGGUGCUUUGUUUUCUGAGCAGAACACUGCAACUAGCAAGACAUUCAUCCAAUCCACUUGGGAGACAACUCUGUUCAACCAGCACAAAUAAGCCAGUGUUGACUUUAUUCACCAAGAAACCAUGCCCUCUGUGUGAUGAAGCAAAAGAAGUGCUUGAGCCAUAUAAAAGAAGGUUUAUUUUGCAGGAGGUGGAUAUUACCCUUCCAGAGAAUUCAGCGUGGUAUGAUAAAUACAGAUAUGACAUACCUGUUUUUCAUCUAAAUGGGAAGUUCCUAAUGAAGCAUCAAGUAGACACUGCAAAAUUUGAGGACCAGCUUAUGAAGCUAGAGUCACAAAAUGACAAAAACCAAUGAAGAAAAAUGCAGCUGUUCUAGUGCUGUGAUGUGAGAGACGGGACGAGGCCUGAUGCAAGCCAAGUGUCGAUUUAUUGUACAAAGCUUUUUCUUUAUAUAGGUUAACAUAACAUCAGAAGGCAGCUUGUAGUUGGUCAUUGGUAUGUCCAUACUACAGUUGUAAAUUCAUAAUUGGCUACAGAGAGAAAGUACCACACGAACGCAUAUAUUUUUCAGAAGGCUUAAGCAAACGUCAAGCAAGAGAUAAAGGGAUUCCAUAAUUCUGUCCUAAGUUUUGCUUUGUUCUUGUUAUCAGGUCCCUGCAUAACUCCCUUAGGUCACAGUGGCCUCUAGGGAGCUGACCUGUCUGUGUUUUCCUUCUAGCUGUGCUCUGUUCCCAGGGUUUGCCACCCAUCAGGGUUAAAGCAUCUCCUUCUAUCAGUAAGACAGUGUCUGGGGUUCUGGUCCCUAAAUCAAUUCCUUCAUUCUAGUAUGGAUCUGAAAGUAUUGUACAUCAUAAAUUGUGUGAAAAUGCAGUAUUCAUCACUUGGCCUUAUGUUUGUGAGAACAUAAAGUACCAGUGUCCUGAAAAACUUCAGUGACUUGUAUUCUACUUUGUAUUAAUCAUCCAGCCCAGCUGCACCAGUGCCAACCUUUUCUGUCCUGUUUGUUUGCUGCUGUCCUAGGCUGGC
This is a messenger RNA of Indicator indicator, 1043 nucleotides long. It is a transcript of the gene CZH5orf63, whose product is annotated as chromosome Z C5orf63 homolog. Lineage: Eukaryota; Metazoa; Chordata; Aves; Piciformes; Indicatoridae. The transcript is spliced from 4 exons. Bases 19 to 372 code for a protein of 117 amino acids. The record is from RefSeq and is a predicted model, not a curated record.